Coffea eugenioides is the source of this 4365-nucleotide messenger RNA. RefSeq names its product putative late blight resistance protein homolog R1A-4. The record is from RefSeq and is a predicted model, not a curated record. Gene Ontology annotation, molecular function: ADP binding. NCBI's taxonomy places the organism in Eukaryota, Viridiplantae, Streptophyta, Magnoliopsida, Gentianales, Rubiaceae. The coding region runs from base 1 to 4365 and encodes 1454 amino acids. The transcript has a single exon. Gene Ontology annotation, biological process: defense response to other organism.
AUGGAGUUCUUUGGAAAACUUGUUAAGAGCACGAUCCAAAAAGCUGUUCAGAGUGUGAAUCGAAAUGUUUUUGAUUCUCUAUGGGAGGAGUUGUACGAAUUGGAACAGCGUUAUUAUGAUAGGGAUAGAGAUGCUGCAGAUCAAAUUCGCAUCCUUGAAAUUGAAGCAGGGCUGAUGAGAAUGUUUCGGAUGUUGGUGGCGAAUUGGGAUGAUGCUGAUAAGCAGCGUGGUGCUGGUCAGGGGUUGGGGUCUGUAGUUCGGGAUCUUGAAGUUGCAUUUAAGAAGGCAAUGAAUGAUGUAAGAAUUGCUGCUCGAGAAGAGGUUAUUGUAGUUGCAGUUUCUAAGUUAGAACUGAAGCAUAUGUGUUCGAGCCCACAAGUGGAAGCAGCUUAUGAGUAUGUUGCAUCUAACUACUCAUUGAAAUCCCACGAUUUUUUAAGCAAUUAUGACAACUGGUAUAACUUCUUUAACUGUCUACGAAUUAUUGUUUGGCGCCAAAUUGACUUGCUCAGCCAUAUCUGCCCACAAUUUGGUACCAUGUAUGUUAUGCUAGAGUGUCUCGGUACUUAUGUUGAAAAGAUGAGAUAUUCUUGUCCUAAUCUACAAAUAAAACUUCGGACUCAUUUUGGAGGUGCACUUGUCCGCACAGCGCAUUUUUCUUAUUUGUGCUGGAUUCAUCGAAUGCAUGAAGACAAGAAACAGGAGAUGAUCAUCAUGCUUUCUGAUCUGCUAAAGGCGUUCAAGCCAAAUACUCCACAAGUUACGGAGCUGUGUAUCAAAUUAACCAGCGAUCAUUGCUCAUGCCACUCUGAGCCAUAUGCAUAUGUGUAUCUGGCAAGAAAAUUUGUUGGUUUUCUCAUUCCUAAGGAGUGUUCUCGACUUCAAACCUUCGGGGAAAGGCUCAAAGAUCUGGUAUUCUUUGCCCGCUCCAUUUAUGUGUCAGAUCUCUACAGGGGGGAUGAUGUGAAGUUGACUUUAAUGGAGAUUAAAGCAACCAUUAUAGAGCUUGGAUCUUUCGGUUAUUCAGUUCAUGAUAGAGACGAAACAUGGGACACCGAUCCUGCAUUUUUUAGAUUGGUAGAAAAGAUGGAGCUUCUAAGGGUAGAGGUCUUCCUGAUCCAACUGCUAAACCAAAGAGGCAGUUUAAAGUUCCUUGAGCGUCAAAUUGAUUCUUUCCACAAUGAACUGAAGUAUUUUCGAGAUUACCAGAGAAAUGCACCUGUGGCGAAAACUAAAGUUCCUAAGUUGAUUUGGUUGCAUAUCAGACCUGUGGCUGGGGAGGCUGGCUCUGUUUAUCGAUCAUUUCUUGCCAAGUCCAUCACUGAAGACAAGUUCACAGAUGAGUUACUUAAGUUGCUAGAGAAGAUUAAACUUUUGAAGACAGAGGUACUUUUUGAAGAGCUUCUUAGUAGACACCCAAGUCUGACAGACAAUGUGAAGCGCCAAAUUAACAGCCUUGGUCAUUGGCUGGUAGUCAGCAGAACUUAUUUGAUGGGUCCGCUAGAGGAGAAUGAGAAAUCGAUCUUGACACAAGUAGAGUCAGUAGCAAGGGAAGCAGCUUGUUUCUAUUACUCUCUUCUUGAAAAUGAAAUUACGGAAGAAACAAUGAGGAAAUUCAGUCAUUUGCUUCCUGAGUUAGUUGACAAGAUGAAGGUUGUCAAUGCAGAGAUCAAAGAAAUUUACCUACCUCACAGACGGUCAUUAAGAUCUAAUUUUCCCAAGAUGGAAGGACUUGGCAGCAUUGAUUUCUUUUUAGUAGAUCUCUUGGAGCAGCUCAAGUCUAAAGCCGGCUCUGUUCUUUCCGUGAAACAUAAAUUUCAUGUCGUUCACAGAGAGAUAAAGUUCUUGAGAUCAUUCCUCACGAACAUUGAAGAGCAGUAUGAUAAGCAUCAGGAUUUGAAGAGUGUUGCUUCGAGCAUUGUACAAGUAACACUCGAGGCAGAAUAUCUCAUUGAUUCAUUUGUGGCUGGAGAUUCUUUGAGAUGGUAUCAUCCAUUAUGGCUUUCUGAUCUCGUGGAAGAUCUCAAACUUAUUAAGCUUCAGGCAAGAAAAACUUGUAAGAAUGCACAUGGCAUCAAGAUUCAUAAUGUUCCCACCGAUUCAACAAUGGUAUCAUCACAAGCAGAAAUUCCCAACAUUGAUGAAGUUGUUAUUGAUCUUGCUGAUGAAAAAAAACUGGUCAUUGAUAGACUUAUAGCAGGAUCAGGAAAACUAGGUGUUUUCUCAGUUGUUGGGAUGGCUGGACUCGGCAAGACAACUUUAGCCAGGAGGGUGUACAACGAUCCUUCAGUUACCUGUCACUUCCACGUUCGAGCAUGGUGUUGUAUCUCCCAAACAUAUCAGAAGAGAGAAUUGCUUCUUCAAAUUUUAGGCGACAUUGUGGAACUCACAGAUGACGUGCUCGAAAUGACUGAUGAAGAUCUAGAGAUGAAGUUGUAUCAAUGCUUGAAAAGAAAUAGGUAUGUCGUUGUGAUGGACGAUAUCUGGAGCAUUGAGGCAUGGUAUGAUUUCAAAAGACCAUUCCCGAAUGACAACAAUGGAAGCAGAAUACUGAUCACGACCCGUCACUCUGAUGUGGCUGCAAAAGUUCAAGUAGAUAGUACUCCUCAUCCUCUUCGGCUACUAUCUGAUGACGAAAGUUGGGAGCUGUUACAAAAGAAGUUGUUCGACACAAAAGAGUGCCCCAGUGAACUGAUGGUAGUUGGAAAGCAAAUUGCUGAAAGUUGUAAAGGACUCCCUCUUGCAGUUGUUGCAAUAGCUGGUCUCCUUGAAAAGACUGACAUGAUACCUGACAGGUGGAAACAAGUUUCAGAAAGCAUAUGCUCACAGAUUGCCGAUGAUCCUGAAACGAGGUGCAUGGACAUUUUAGAGCUCAGCUACAGGUAUCUACCCAACUAUUUGAAACCUUGCUUUCUUUAUAUUGCAGUGUUUUUGGAGGACAAAGACAUUCCAGUUAGGAAGUUGGCAUGGUUAUGGAGAGCAGAAGGAUUUAUAACAGAUUCAGGGGUAGAAAGCAUGGAAGAUAUUGCGGAGGGUUACUUGAGGAAUCUGAUUGGAAGAAGCCUAGUAAUGCCUUCCAAAAGAAGAUCACGCGGAGGAAUGAAAACAUGUCGUGUCCAUGACAUGUUGCGUACAUUAUGCAUCCGAAAGUCUGAAGAAGAGAACCUUCUGCAGUUCCAAAAUGGGUAUGAUGAACUUUUUGAUUCUUCUCAUGAGGAUAUAGACUAUGGCGUUGAUCCCAAUUACAUUUACCCCAAAAACUCCAUCAAAUACCAAACACGUCGGCUGUCUAUUUGUUCCAAGAGAAAUCAUUUCACCAUGUCAAGACCUUCUGGGCCAUUUGUCCGCACUCUGCUGUACUCUGCCACCAGUGAUAUGUAUCCAAGAUGUCCCUAUGACAUCUCCUUCAUUUUUGACAACUUUAAACUUCUUAGAGUGCUGGAUUUGGAAUGCAUCAAUAUGGGAAAUUCUUUCCCCACAGGAGUCCUAGUAUUGGUUGGUCUGAGAUUUUUAGCUCUUUGUGGCGAUAUAGAUAGUAUUCCAGCAUCAAUAAACUAUCUCCGCAAUCUUGAAACCUUGCUUGUGAAGGGAUUGAAAGGUAAAGUAUCACUACCUUAUGCUAUUUGGAGCAUGGAAAAGUUGAGACAUCUCCAUAUCAAGAAUUAUGCUGUCAUCACCUUGGAAGAUGGUGAAAGCACUGUUUUUACCCCAAUACUUAAUCUGGUCAGUCUUUCCUCUCCAUAUCUCUUUUGUGAUAAAGGUGCAGAGAAUAUCAUGAGGAGGUUGCUCAAACUUCGGAAAAUGAGAUGUCUAUUUUCUGAAUUACCUGAUGAUACAGGAAAGUGUAAUCAGUUUCCAAUACUGAAUUUUCUAACAGAGCUUGAGUCCCUCAAUGUACUGUACUCAGGCAGGAUUGCUCUUUCAUGUAACUUUGACUUCCCAUUGAAUCUCAGGAAGUUAACUGUGUCAAAGUUUCGCCUGCCAUGGGAUUGUAUUUCGGAGAUUGGGAGAUUACCAAACCUUGAGGUUCUUAAAUUACUCUCUAAAGCUUUUGAGGGGAAAGUGUGGGAGAUGAAAGAAGGAGAGUUCCUUAAACUGAAAUUUUUGAAGCUCGACAGCCUAAACAUUGCUGAAUGGAAUGCCUGUAGUGACCACCUGCCGCAGCUUGUACACCUAAUUUUACGAAGUUGCAGGGAGCUCAAGGAGGUCCCCUCUGGUUUCGGUGACAGUUCUACUCUGGAGAUGAUUGAGGUGCAAUUUUGCACAAGCUCUCUUGUGGAGUCUGUGAGACAGCUCCAGCAGGAACAACUUGACAUGGGGAAUGAGCUGAAGGUCAUUGUUGAUCGGUCAGACUUGGACUUUUGA